Messenger RNA from Macrosiphum euphorbiae (potato aphid), 834 nucleotides. The record is from the annotation of a GenBank genome assembly. Lineage: Eukaryota; Metazoa; Arthropoda; Insecta; Hemiptera; Aphididae.
AUGAAAUUUAAAAAGCAUAUAGAAACAUUUUUACAAAUAAUGAAGGAAAAAGCACAAACCAAACUUUCUAAAUCAAAUAAUUCUCGAGCUGAAUUAUAUAACCGACUUGCAGUUUAUCGCCCAGAAUAUGAUAAAGUUGUUUCAUGGUAUGAACGGGUGACUGGUUUAAGUGAAGUUCGAGUAGCCCAAGAUAGAGUGUUGGAGUCUCAAAAGCAAUUUAUGAAUGCCCAAGAUAGAAGAAGAGAUGUAUCAGUGGAACUAAGAACAAUUCAAAACAAACUUAAAGACAUCCGAAAUGAACUUCUAAAUACUUCUAGAUCAGAUGAUAGGUACAUUGAAUUAGUAACACAGGAACAUGCUUUAUUAAAACAAGAAAACCUAAUCAUCGAUCGGGUUAACUAUAGUGAAAAGGAGGAAAGAGAUAGUUUUAUAUUGCUCUCCACCACCUUAAAAGAUAGUCAUGAUCGAGAGAGAAUACAAGCGGAGAGAACUAAAUAUGUAUCUAUUGUUGGCUCAAUUCUAGGUACUAUUAUUGGUAUAAUUGGAAGUACUGUAAUCAAUGCAUGGAAAAUGAAUGAAUUCAAAAGAAUGGUGUUGGAUGCCAAAUUGGAUUCAUCAAAUUCAAAUAAAAGUGAUCAAAUUAAACAUUUAUUGUUACAAGUUCAAAAACAAAAUAAAAUGUUGAAAAAUGCACAGUUCAAGUUAAAUUCAGAUAAAGUGACAAAUUUCGUAGAGCCAGACUGGAAAUAUACUGACCGUGAUGUUAUUAUUUUGACAACUAUAAAUUGUACCAUAGUAGCUCUAUCAGCAUAUUUAGUGUCAAAAUUAUUUUAA